CAAAGCUGUCGUCUGUAUUUAACAGCUGUUAACGCCGGCAUGGGGGAUGGUAAAACGGUCUAAUUUAUAUUACUUCGGUAAACUCGAUAAAUUCUAUUUAACGGAGUUAAGUUUACAUACUAUAAAAAAUGUCGAAAGCGGCGGGAAAAAUGAAAGGAUUUAAAAAGAUGAUACCAAAGGUGGAGCACGCAUCUCCGCUUCGCACAAAUAUACCGGCGGGAUUGGCAGCACCGAGUCCACCAUUGGGACCGAUGCUCGGACAGAGGAACAUAAACAUAGCUAACUUUUGUAAGGAUUUCAACGAGAAGACCAAAGAUAUAAAGGAAGGGAUUCCGUUACCAUGUCGAGUUAAGGUAAAUUCUGAUAGAAGCCAUCAGCUAGUCAUUCACCAGCCUCCGGUCACAUUCUUCUUAAAACAAGCUGCAGGGAUUCAGAAAGGAGCUAUGUAUCCACAGAGAGAAAUAGCUGGAAAGGUAACCCUAAAGCACGUUUACGAAAUAGCUAAAAUUAAAUCGCAAGAUCCCCCUUUGGCUCUAAUGAGUUUACAACAAAUUUGUCAAAUGAUAGUUGGGAUUGCACGUUCUUGUGGUAUAGAAGUUGUUCGCAACUUGAACAUGGACGAAUAUACGGAAUUCUUGAAGGAGCGAGAGCAAAUCAUAGCCGAACAACAGAAAGAACUCGAAGAAAAGAAACAAGCUAAAAUGUUGCGGUCAAAUUAAUGUCGAUCAUAGCUAAGUAUGCCCUAGAUUGUACAGUAUCGUAAGAAAUAAAAUACAUACGUAUCGCUAAUAGCUA
Molecule: messenger RNA, 795 nt
Organism: Orussus abietinus
Lineage: Eukaryota; Metazoa; Arthropoda; Insecta; Hymenoptera; Orussidae
Gene: mRpL11
Product: 39S ribosomal protein L11, mitochondrial
Exons: 3
Coding region: 129-719 (196 amino acids)
Biological process (GO): translation
Cellular component (GO): ribosome; mitochondrial large ribosomal subunit
Molecular function (GO): structural constituent of ribosome; large ribosomal subunit rRNA binding
Source: RefSeq, a predicted model, not a curated record